AUGUUUGUAAACAUGGCCACGGGAGGAGCGGCCAGUUACUCUUCGUGCAGCGCCUCCGUCCUUGGACCGCAGGAUAACGGUGUGCAACCAGCCGACAAUGCUGUUCUUGAGUGCCGUCUUUGUGUGGAGGUCUUCCGAUGUCAAGGAGAUAAGGUCCCACGCCUGCUGUACUGUGGCCACACCUUGUGUCACCAAUGUCUCACACGUCUAACUCUCCAUGGAAGGGCUCUCCUCUGCCCUUUUGAUAGACAACCCACAGAAAUUGGAGACUCUGGAGUUUGGGGGUUAAAGAAAAAUUUUGCUCUUUUAGAAUUGUUAGAAAAAUUGCAAUAUUCACAGAAGAUCCCAUUGAAGAUAUUCUCUGAGGAAGCAUUAGCCAGGGAAAAAGAGCUUGCAAUUGCAUGUGAUGAAAAUGAAAUGCAUACAGCUGUAUUAUACUGUACAACAUGUGGCACCCACCUCUGCCUUGAGUGUUCAGACAUUACCCAUGCCACCCGGACUCUAGCACGACACAAGAGGGUGGCUUUGUCAGAGAAGCCACGUGAAAAUCCCAAAUGCAGUUACCACCCAAUGCACUUGGUAGAAUUCACUUGUCUGGAAGAUGAGUGUAAAAUGUCUCCUCUCAUGUGUUAUAUUUGCAAGGACUAUGGCCGACAUGUGAGACAUAAGCAUGCUUUACUAGAGACCGAGGCAGAAAGUGUACGUAGUUCAAUAAUCAGUGCUGUACAACAUAUUAAGUCAUUUGGGGAGGAAGUGUCUGAGUCAGCACACAAAUUGGCCUCUGUCAUUCAACAGAUAGAAGGGGGCAUGACUGUUGUACAGUCAGAUGGAGUUACUUCUACUCAACAGGUUCCUGGCACUGCUGAACAGGCGAGAUCAAAGAUCAAAGAAUAUUUCAAUGAACUUCAUCAAAAUUUAAAUCGACAAGAAUUAGCAGCACUGACCACUGUAGACACUCACAUUCGGGAGAAAUUGUGCAUGUUGCGUCAACAACAGGAAGAUAUGGCAAUUUUAUUAGGGCAGGUGUCCUCUGUGUGUCACCAGUGUGAGGUGACAUUACAACAGGAUGACACGAAAGUCGUCCUUGCCAAACAUGAAGUGAACAGUUUGCUGGAUACUAUCCAAAAACAACAACAACAAUUUUCAGAAUUACCUGACCAACUUCCUCUCGACCCUACCAUUCCAAUCACCUUCACACGGGACAAUCGUGUGCAUAUUGGUCCUAAGAUGGAGAUGCGAGUGGUAACUCUAGGCCUUGAUGACGCUGGCAAAACAAGCAUUCUCUUCAAAUUGAAACAGAAUGAAUUCAUUCAAACAAUUCCAACCAUUGGAUUCAAUGUUGAAACUGUGGAAUAUAAGAAUCUGAAAUUUACAAUUUGGGAUGUGGGUGGGCAACACAAAAUCAGGCCACUUUGGAAACAUUAUUAUUUCAAUACUCAAGCUGUGAUUUAUGUUGUGGAUAGCAGCAACAAAGAACGAUUGCAAGAAGCCUAUAAUGAACUGGCCAAAUUGGUCCAAGAAAAGGAACUGAGAGAAGCCUCACUUCUUAUUUUUGCCAACAAACAAGAUCUGGAGAUGUGUGUCAGCAUUGAAGAACUGACUGAACAAUUUUCUCUUUUUAAACUUUGCUGUAAUCGUAGCUGGCACAUCCAAGCGUGUGAUGCUAAAAGUGGGUACGGUCUACAUGAUGGCCUGGAAUGGCUCUCUCGGCAGAUGGUAGCAACAGGCUCCCCAGAGUUUAUCUAG
Acanthosepion pharaonis is the source of this 1746-nucleotide messenger RNA. The record is from the annotation of a GenBank genome assembly. Lineage: Eukaryota; Metazoa; Mollusca; Cephalopoda; Sepiida; Sepiidae.